AUGGUGGAGUUGCUUUUCAUAACGUACAACGGGGAGAGUAACCAGCAAAAGGUUCCGAAAUUGUCGUCUCGCCACACUCAUGCUGCGAAGCAGUACUAUGAGCAACGGGAUAGACGGCAACAAGCCACCCGACAAAAUCGACUGAGACCUCUUGCACCUUUACAACCCCACCCCACCAAGCAUAGACUUAGUGCUGGAGGAUCUGGUUCAACAGAGGACGAAGAGUCAAACCCGCCCGGUUCUUCGACAUGUGGCCGUUUUCAAAAUGCCGUGGCGUCACGCCACAUCACCUCGUCCCCGGCUUCAAGUCUCGCAGCGUCUAUCAUGGAUCCAUUCGACACGAUGUCCAGCAUGCCUGCAUCCCGUGACCCUCUGGUACAGGAGUCUUUGCAUUUUUUCGUCAACAACCAACUCAUGGAGUUCUGUACCGAAGGAACCGAGUUGGCCGUGCACAUCGCAAAGAAGGAAGUCUACUCAAGAGCAGUGUGGCAUUCCGGCAUCAGUCAAAUCUGUGUCUAUGGUGGCAUGCUCAGUCGCGCAUAUCUGACAGGCGUCGAACUCUCCCCAAAGUACCACGUCCUAAGUCUACGGUAUAAACAAGGUUCCAUUGAGCACGUCAGAGAAGCAGUGAAAGGUCGGACAGCAGAGGAGGUUCCUGAGGAAACGCUCGCGGUCAUGCUGCGACUGGCGGUGCAUGGAUCCGAUAUGCUGCCUGUUGAUGAUCGGCACAGAAAAGCGCAGCAGACGUACUUCCACAAUGCACAGAACGUGGACUACUACUUGAGGUUCCAGACCGGUUGGGACCAUUUGCGCGCAAUCUUCAACAUCGUCGACGCAAAGGGUGGUCUUCCAUCCUUGAAAGUCGGCGUCUUCGUGCGAGCUCUUCGGGUUUUUGACAUCUUCUGCGGCUGGCGGAAUCUGCAGGCACCUCACUUCCCACUCACAGAACCAGUCAGCACAUACAUCGUCCAGCGGCAGCACACAGAAGGACCCCAAUCACAAGAGCUUCUCAAAACUCUCGGUACUGGCUUCUGCCCGUCUGAGGGAUCCGGCCUCCCAUACGACUCGCCGAACCAAGACCUGCACAAACACGCAGCCAUCGUCACAGCAGACUACGCUCAAGUCCUUCGCAAUCAGAAACGAAGGCCGCGAGACCCCAAACUUAGACCAGAUGAGGUGCUCCUCAAAUUCACACGCUGGAUGAUCCUUCACGACAUACUCAGCAUACCCGAUCCAGGCCCUGCAGAAACGCUGACCGACAUCGAGCUAUUGCAGGAAGCCAACCAUCAGAUCCUCCUAGCAUAUGCCUUCGCAGUUCUCGUCCCAAUACCGCCAAGCCAGAACACCGAGUUGGCGGAAAUGCUCACCGAGCGAAUUCUGCGCGUGGCGGCGGAGCUGAUUGCGAGGUCGUUGGACAACAGCCCUCUAGCGAGUGCUCCGCCGGCAGACUUGACGCUCUGCGUGAUCAUAUGGGCUGGCGUCUGCGCGCAAUUCGCCGCAUGCAAGGAUCAGGUGAAGAAUGAGCGGCUCUACGAAUCGGCGGCGGCUUACCUCCGCGACUUUCUGCAUGCACAGCAUUCGAGUGUUGUGCGAAAAACGUGGAAGGAAACCUCGGAGGUAAUGCGGUCUUACUUGUGGCUGGACGCCAUUUGCGAGGUGAAGGGCCAGGAGUUCUGGGUGUUUGCUUUGAAAGGACAAGAAGGUGCCGUCCACCUGGCUAGCCCUUCAUGA
Molecule: messenger RNA, 1731 nt
Organism: Cyphellophora attinorum
Lineage: Eukaryota; Fungi; Ascomycota; Eurotiomycetes; Chaetothyriales; Cyphellophoraceae
Exons: 1
Coding region: 1-1731 (576 amino acids)
Source: RefSeq, a predicted model, not a curated record